Molecule: messenger RNA, 1662 nt
Organism: Aspergillus melleus
Lineage: Eukaryota; Fungi; Ascomycota; Eurotiomycetes; Eurotiales; Aspergillaceae
Exons: 1
Coding region: 1-1662 (553 amino acids)
Source: RefSeq, a predicted model, not a curated record
AUGCGACAACGCCGCGAUCGGGAAGCUCGCAAAAGGGCUGAACAGGAGGCCAAGGACAGGGAGCAGGAAGAAGUUGAGCGCCAACAGCAGGAAGCACGGGACAAGGCGCAAGCUCCGCCUUAUAGUGCUGGCGUUGCCGGAGACAGGACUUCGCAGCGGAGAGCUGCGGCUCCCAGAGCUGCCGGAGGACCAGAAGUUAAACCAGACCCGCGUGGUGCAAUCCCCACCGGCCAACAACCUCCCGGGCUGUCAUCUACCAUUCGACACCCACCGACACAAACCCAAGGACCAGGACCGCAGUCCCAGCAGGCACCAGUCCCACAACAACAAGUGCCCAUCCAGUCUGCUCCAGGUUUGUCAAAACCGCAAGCCCAGGCGCCUCAAUCUAACCAGCCUGGUGCUUCGCAACCGCAGCAACAGCCGCGUCGCGUUGCGUUUCCACAUGCAUUCGAACGCUGGGAAACUCUGUCUUCUCACUGGGAAGGACUUACUGGAUACUGGAUUCGAAAGCUCGAACAGAAUAACGAAGCAUUGGAACGUGAUCCGGUCAGCCAGCAGAUGGCCCGUCAAGUAACUGACCUGUCUGCUGCUGGCGCAAACCUGUUUCACGCAGUCGUUGAGUUGCAGCGUUUGCGAGCUUCCUCCGAGCGGAAAUUCCAGCGAUGGUUCUUCGAUACUCGCUCGGAGCAAGAGCGGUCGAAGGAACUUCAGGCUGACUUGGAGCGGCAGCUAAGAACGGAGCAACAAGCUCGCGCCGAGGCAUUGUCGGCGUCGCAAAAGGCCGAAAGUGACAAAGUCCGGGCCGAAGAUUUGCUCAAGGAAAUGCGCCGGGAGCUUCAGAUCUCCAAGGAAGAGGCGCGUCGGGCGUGGGAAGAGCUUGGUCGCCGCGAACAAGAGGAACGAGACCGAACGAACUCCCUUCGAAGCGGGGAACCCACACUAGUCGGAGGAGUCCAAGUAGUGCCGAUGAUCCAAGGUCUUCCAAACCGCCAGAAUCCCGCCAAUCGUCCCCAAACCCGAGAAACCUCUUAUGCUGGCGGUGAGGGUAAUGGAAAGAUUGGUGUCACUACUCCAGAAGGCCAUUAUUACGACGAAACGCCUGGCUCGCCCACAGAAACCGAUCCUUUCACAGAAGGGCGCAGAGCUUACCAGGAAUCCGAGGUGCCGCAUUCAGGCUCUUCCCGUCCCCCGGUGACUACGACUGCAGAAGCACCGGGGCACUACGGCGGCAGUUACUAUGACCAAGGAGGCGCGUACCAAGCCCGUCCGUCUUCCGAGAAUGACGACCGCUCCUAUGUCGGUAGCAGUGAGCCAGGCGAAGAAGAGUACGGUGCCUAUCGACGCAACCCUCAAGGUCGCCCAGUCGUGUACCCCCGGCCCAUGUCCGAGGAGAGUGACGAAGGAUCAAUGGACAGCGGCGAUCGUGGGUACAUGACAAGUACCAUGCCUCCAACUUCAGGGGCGAUGUAUGCCCCUAGCUAUGGCCAGGGCGGCUCUGUUGAUUAUAGCGGGUCGGGAUGGGGUGCUGACUCUGGAUGGGAGUCGGUCACCCCUCGCCACCGUCAUCCGACGCGCCUCAGUGAUGUUCUCGAAGAGGAAGAGCCGCGGACAACCCCAAGCCGCGCCAGUCGUGCUAGCCAAGCCAGCCGGAGUGUACAUUGA